AUGGGUGAGGAGGCUCCGGAGGUGUUGUACGUCAAUGGGAUCCCAAAGUUUGGCCAUGAAACAGAACAAGACAUCGUCAAUGAUCAAAACCAUAAUUCUUCCUGGUACGAGGAAGUUAUCGAUGAUGAUCUCAAAUGGUCUUUUGCACUAAACAGUGUGCUUCAUAAAGGGAUUAGCGAUUACCAGGAGAUAGCUCUACUGGAUACAAAACGUUUUGGAAAGGCAUUGGUGAUUGAUGGGAAGAUGCAGAGUGCAGAAAUGGAUGAAUUCAUUUAUCACGAAUGCUUGAUUCAUCCUCCUCUGUUAUUUCACCCCAACCCCAAAACGAUGUUUAUAAUGGGAGGAGGCGAAGGCUCUGCUGCUAGGGAAGCCCUUAAGCACAAGUCAAUGGAGACAGUGGUCAUGUGUGAUAUAGACCAGGAGGUGGUAGAUUUCUGCAGAAAAUACUUGAUUGUAAACAGGGAGGCCUUUGCUCAUAAGAAGCUCGAUCUUGUCAUCAAUUGUGCCAAGGCUGAAUUAGAGAAGAGAAAGGAGAAGUUUGAUAUGAUUGUUGGAGAUUUGGCAGACCCAGUUGAAGGAGGGCCUUGCUAUCAACUCUAUACAAAAUCCUUCUAUGAAAAGAUCCUGAAGCCCAAACUCAAUGAGAAUGGCAUUUUUGUGACCCAGGCAGGACCAGCAGGUAUCUUGACACACAAGGAGGUCUUCACUUGUAUAUAUAACACAAUCAAACAGGUCUUUAAAUAUGUGAUAGCAUACACAACUCAUAUAUCAUCUUUUGCUGAUACAUGGGGAUGGGUUAUGGCUUCAGACCAACCACUAUUCAUUGGUGCUGAGGAAAUGGACAAAAGAAUCGAAGCAAGAAUAGAUGGGGAAUUGCUCUAUCUGAAUGGAGACUGGUUCCAAUCAUCUACAACUAUGAAUAAGACUCUUUCACGCUCGCUUCAGAAUGAAACUCAUGUGUACACCGAAGAAAAUGCUAGAUUCAUUCCCGGACAUGGUGUGGCUUAUCGUCUGUGAGGUUUCAAGCCAUAAGAUGCGGAUGAAGAAGUGUUGUACUGACUCUUAAGUAACGUGAGGGACUUAGUACAACGCUAUGUAGGAAUUUACCUUACAGAUGACAAGGAUUGAAUGGCUGGAGGCCCAAAACAACAAGCAUAAGCAAAAAUGUUUUAAUUAAUUAAAACUUAUCAGUUUACAAUUGUUUCAGCAAUCCGGUUCUAUAUAUUUUUAAGUUAGGGAACUCAUGACAUAUUUGUUCUUAUUUUUCGAAUUAAGUUUUGUGGCAUUCCUCUAUUCAAAUUUCAGAUUAUAGUUCGCUAUUUAAUAAAAUAAUCAAUCGCUGAGCUCUCUCUAGAUCACAAGCCGGAAUUCACAAAUGAAGAGAUAUUUACCAUCCCCUUGAACGAGGAACAACCCCCGUUCAAAUACAAUUUGUGAAUU
This is a messenger RNA of Gastrolobium bilobum, 1440 nucleotides long. Its product is annotated as thermospermine synthase ACAULIS5-like. Gene Ontology annotation, biological process: polyamine biosynthetic process. Bases 1 to 1017 code for a protein of 338 amino acids. The record is from RefSeq and is a predicted model, not a curated record. Gene Ontology annotation, molecular function: thermospermine synthase activity. The transcript is spliced from 10 exons. Lineage: Eukaryota; Viridiplantae; Streptophyta; Magnoliopsida; Fabales; Fabaceae.